AUGACCGAGGUGUACCAAGACAUGACGCAGCCGCUGCCCCACUAUUUUAUAUCAUCUGGUCAUAACUCGUAUUUGACGGGCGACCAGCUGUUUGCGAGUGCCGGAACGGCAACUAUCGUGAAGAGCUUGCAGUCAGGUUGCCGCGUCAUUGAGCUGGAUGUGUACAACGGUCCCAUAUGCAAGCAUGGGGGCACCUUGACUUCACCAGUUAGCUUUAAGGAAUGCAUCGAAGCCAUCGGGCGCGCCGCUUUCGUAGCCUCCCCAUACCCAGUCAUCAUAACCAUGGAAAACCAUGCGAACAAAGAAAACCAGGCUGAGAUGGCAAGCAUCCUGCGCAGGACGCUGGGGGACCGCCUCUUCGUGCCGGAUCCCCACGACAGCCGGCGGGAGUACCUGUCCCCCGCUCAGCUUAUCAACAAAAUCCUCUGUCGCAGCUCGAUCAAGGACUCUGGUGACUACGACCCGGACUUCAAGGAGCUCAUUUACAUACGCAACACCAAGUGCUCUACGCUCGGCGACAUGAUCAAGCGGGAGCAAGUGGUGUCAUCGUCAUUUGAGGAGUCGGCGAUGCCCCAGGUAAUAUUAUUAUUGUUGUUGUUGUUGUUGUUGUUCCCAUCGCGGCGGUGCUGGUGUUGGGGAGGGUGUUUGGGAGUGCGGUGCCGCAAGGUAAGGCACCCAAGCCCUAUCGCGGUGCACCCUAUUGGGGGCCCACACGGCAUACUGCGAGUGGCCUCCGCCCUCAGACCCGCUCUCGGCUGCCUUUCGCUGGAUAGCACCCCCCCUGGGAAUGAUCAGCUCCCAGGUCCAAGGCUCUCCUGCUUUGGCCCCACUUACCGUUGGAACCAGCACCCCAGCUGCUGCUGCCCGUCCCCCGUGGGCCUUGAGAGGUGUUCCCUUUCCGACGAGCUGGGUCCCGAUGACUCCAUGAAGAAGGCGGAGCGACAGAAGGAGAAGCUCUGUUCAAAGGGAGGGGACUGGAAGAAACGCCUGGAGCCCCGCCCCCAACCCGACAAGCAGCAGCAAACUGCCGACGGAGCCGGCGACGACGGGCUGCUGGGUGAGGAUCCUGAGGACGCAGUGCUGCCUGGCGAGGAGGGCAUGGUGGCUGGUUCCCUCCAGGAGCUGUACACCUUCACUUCCAGGCACCUGGCGCGAGUCUACCCGGCGAUGUGGCGUGUCACGUCGGGUAAUUACAACCCUAUGCGCGCCUGGGUGCGCGGGGCCAGCUUGGCGGCCCUGAACUGGCAGGUGUGGGACAAGGCGCUGUGGUGUAAUGAGGCCAAGUUCAGUGACAACGGGCGGUGCGGCUACGUGCUGAAGCCCGAGUGGAUGCGGGCACCCGAGGGAAAGCUGCCCCAGCGGGAGCCGCGCACACUGGUGGUGCGAGUGCACAGCGCCCACAAGAACCAGGGCAAGAACUGUUGCAUGUUCAAGGACGACUUGUUCGUCAAGGUAUGGCCCUGGGGCUGGGCCUGGGGCUGGGGCUGGGUUCGCGCGCACCCUCCCGCCCGUUCCCUUCCUGGUCCGACUCCCCAAGAGCCAGCAGCCGCUCAGAUCAACAUAUGGGGUAUGCCCUGCGACUGCGCCACGCGCAAGACGCACACCGCCCACGACACGGGUCGUCUUGAAGUAAACAAGGACUUCCACUUCCCGGUGCGCUUUCCGGACAUGGCGGUGUUGUGCAUCACCCUCAAAGACGACGACUCGCCGGUGAUCGGGGGAAAAGUUCGCAAUGCCGUGGCCGACACUCUGGGCUACUUUGCCCUGCCCCUGGCCACGCUAAAGGAGGGCGACUACAAGCUGUCGCUCAAGGACCCGACCACGGGUGAGGUCCAGGACGCCGGGAAGACCUGGGUCAAGGUGCGGCUGCACUGGGGGGAGGGUGGGAGGGGGGAGGAGCCGGAGGGCCGGGAGAAGGGCAGGGCCAAGGCUGCGAAGCCGGCAGAGGCGGAGGCGGGAGCUGUGGCUGCCAACCCUGCGUAUGCUGGACCUGUUACGUGA
Molecule: messenger RNA, 2001 nt
Organism: Volvox carteri f. nagariensis
Lineage: Eukaryota; Viridiplantae; Chlorophyta; Chlorophyceae; Chlamydomonadales; Volvocaceae
Exons: 12
Coding region: 1-2001 (666 amino acids)
Biological process (GO): lipid metabolic process; phosphatidylinositol-mediated signaling
Molecular function (GO): phosphatidylinositol-4,5-bisphosphate phospholipase C activity
Source: RefSeq, a predicted model, not a curated record